Molecule: messenger RNA, 492 nt
Organism: Aspergillus calidoustus
Lineage: Eukaryota; Fungi; Ascomycota; Eurotiomycetes; Eurotiales; Aspergillaceae
Source: the annotation of a GenBank genome assembly
AUGCCGCUCAUCAAUUACCGCGUCAUCGAACCUCAUCCAUCCGUCCCCCAUACCAGCCGUCCUGCUCUGCACACGGCUCGCGGAGGCGCAGGCAACAUCAUCAGCUUGAAGAACACCAAGACUACCGACUCGCGCACCGCCACGGGUCCAGCAUCUCUGACUCGCCUGGACUCGCGCACUCCUACCACCUUCACCUCCGGCCGCGGCGGUGCCGGGAACGUCCACAGCAGCAGCGAGCGUGCCAUCUUCAGCUUCGAUGAGGAACUCGAGCGUGAAAUGCGCCGUGCUGCCCCCGUCUACCACGUUGGCCGUGGUGGCGCCGGAAACAUGAUCCACCGCGACAACGACAACGAGAGCUCCCUGAGCCGAAAGUUCUCUGCCAGCAGCGAGACCUCUGCCAAGAGCAACAUCUCCUCCACCAGCGACCGCGCGCGUGACAUGGCUCGCCGUGGCCUGGAAAAGGGCUGGGAGAAGAUCAAGGGCAUGGCAUAG